Lycium ferocissimum is the source of this 1466-nucleotide messenger RNA. RefSeq names its product protein GAMETE CELL DEFECTIVE 1, mitochondrial. The record is from RefSeq and is a predicted model, not a curated record. The transcript has 4 exons. NCBI's taxonomy places the organism in Eukaryota, Viridiplantae, Streptophyta, Magnoliopsida, Solanales, Solanaceae. The coding region runs from base 101 to 1165 and encodes 354 amino acids.
UCUCUCCCUUUCUUUUUCUCUGUUUCCAUUGCUUCCUAGUUCAUCUCUUUAGGGUUUUAGCAACAACUCAAAAUCAAGAACUCAAAAUAAAAAAUAAAAAAUGCGAGCUUUACAACGAAUCUUAACAAAUUUCUCACAAAACCCAUUUCAUAAAACCUUAAAAAACAUCAACUUUAUUAAACCCUUUUCUACUGGAAAUGAUAAAAAUUGGAGUUCCAAUUUCGGGUCAUCAUCUACAGAACAAGAUUCUUUGGGUUGGGAUAAUGCUGGUUCAGGUGGUUCAAAUUCGUGGUCUACUGGUUUAACUAAAGAGCAUUUUGAUGGUGAAGUUGUGGGCCGACAAAUGGGUUCGGGUCGGCCCGAUAGUGGCCCGACUGUUGGUGGAUUCGGGUCAGCUAGAUGGACUGAUGAAGAGAUUGAUAGAGUUAAGGAACUUCAUGCUGAGAAUAGAAAAGGGAAAGCUUUUGUUGAUGGAUGGGAUGAUAGAAUGAAAGAUAUCAGUGUUUUGAUGAAACAGGUAAUGGAGCCAGGUGCAAGGGGGUCUUAUUUGAAGGAUUCAGAGAAGACAGAAAUGUACAAGAAGCAUAAGGAGAACCCAGAGUUGUAUACGGUUGAGCGCUUAGCUAAAGAUUACAGGAUCAUGAGGCAGAGGGUUCAUGCAAUUCUGUGGCUGAAGGAACUUGAGGAGGAGGAAGAGAAGAAGCUUGGACGUCCAUUGGAUGACUCGGUAGAGCUCUUGCUUGAUACAUGCCCAGAAUUUUUCAAUUCUCAUGACAGGGAAUUUCAUGUUGCAACUCUUCCUUAUAAACCGGACUUCAAGGUCAUGCCCGAGGGUUGGGAUGGGACUACCAGGGAUCCUGAUGAGGUGCACUAUGAAAUAUCAAUGAAGGAAGAUGAGAUGUUGUAUCAAGAGUUUGUCCAGAGGAUGAACUUCAACAAGAUGAAGAUGGCGAAAAAAGUGAAAUGCCACAAGUAUAGCCGCAGGCGCCCUUCAAAUGGCUGGAAUUUCACUGUUGAGAUGCUAGGAUCUCGUGGCAAGCGUGGGAAUGGUGGUGGUUGGAAGUUUGUGAGUCAACCUGAUGGUUCCAGUCGACCCCUUGAUGAGUUUGAGAAGAUGUUUGUCAAGAGAGAGACCCCACGUCGAAGGAAAAAAAUUCUCCCUUGAUUUUCUGCGUAUGCAAGGUAGAUCCCAGUUAAAAGACGUCUUCUUAAAUUCUCAUAGUUGACGUCUUUCAUGCGUUUCUGGUAGUUUUUGUUUGGUUGUCGUUCGCCAGAGCGAGUAUACACUGUCUCCUGUAGCCUCUCAUCAAAUUGAUUAAGCUAAAAGUUAUAGCGGAUCUUUUUCUACCUCCAUAGCUUCACAUAGUUUUGUGAAAAGAUUAGUCAUCUGAUUUUGUAAUCUGGCUUUGCUACAUUGAAAUGUGCCAACUGUCUACGUUCAAUAACAAGGGUUUUUUUUUUUUUUU